Messenger RNA from Aethalodelphis obliquidens (Pacific white-sided dolphin), 3173 nucleotides. It is a transcript of the gene S1PR4, whose product is annotated as sphingosine-1-phosphate receptor 4. Gene Ontology annotation, molecular function: sphingosine-1-phosphate receptor activity. Gene Ontology annotation, cellular component: membrane. The record is from RefSeq and is a predicted model, not a curated record. The coding region runs from base 537 to 1931 and encodes 464 amino acids. Gene Ontology annotation, biological process: G protein-coupled receptor signaling pathway. The transcript has a single exon. NCBI's taxonomy places the organism in Eukaryota, Metazoa, Chordata, Mammalia, Artiodactyla, Delphinidae.
UGUGCGGUGGCGGUGGGGUGAGUUCCCCACUUCUGUGAGCCCCUCCCCCUCCAGAUGUGAGAUGCUGCCCCGGGUGGCGGUCCCCAGCAGCCCUACUCCCAGCAAAGCCAGCUCAGGGGCAGGAGAGGCAACAGAAAACCUGGGGAGAGAGGGUCCCGCCACGGAAGCCCCGGGUAAACGUGUGGGUGCGUGGGAUUCACCUCCUGGCUGUGUGCUCUUCUGCGGGACCCGGGGCGGACACAGCCUCUCCAGGCCUCGGUUUCCCCUUCUGUGGACUGCGUGGUCCUGGCCCUGUCGUGAGGCUAAAACGGGGUGCAUCUGCGGUAUCGCUGAGGAAGCUGGUGGUGCUCCUGUGUGUGCGGCCGCUGGACGCACACUUAUUAAGCACCUACUGUGUGCCAGGCGGGUUUGGAGCAGUUGGGGAGCCGGUGACGGAACAGCGGGUCCUGCAGGGAGUAGCUCAUGGGGGCGGGGAAGUCAUCCAGCCUGGGUGUCACAGGGGAACAGGUUUCCCCCGCUCUGGGACCCCACCCGCAAUGAGGGACCGCGGGCUCGCAGCAGGCAGCAGCCGCAGCGCCCUCCGGGAGUCCGGGUGGGAAGCGACCGUUGGGAUGCCCCUCCCCGUCCCGGCCUCACCCUCACCCUCACCCUGGGGGUACCUUGAACAUAACAGGAAAUUUCAAAUAACAGGAAACCAAGACCGGGCAAGGCGAGCGGCUCCACCCUGCCUGGGGCGAACCACCCCGGGCCUCAGUCUGCCCCCGGGGACCGCGAUGAACGCCACGGGGGCCCCGACCGAGGCCCCCGAGUCCUGCCAGCUGCUGGCGGCCAUCGGGCACAGCCGGCUCAUCGUCUUGCAUUACAACCACUCUGGCCGGCUGGCGGGGCGGGGCGGGCCCGAGGAGGGCGGCCUGGGGGUGCUGCGCGGGCUCUUCGUGGCCGUGAGCUGCCUGGUGGUGCUGGAGAACCUGCUGGUGCUGGUGGCCAUCGCCAGCCGCAUGCGCUCCCGCCGCUGGGUCUAUUACUGCCUGGUGAAUAUCACGCUCAGCGACCUGCUCACGGGCGCCGCGUACCUGGCCAACGUGCUGCUGUCCGGGGCGCACACCUUCCGCCUGGCACCGGCCCAGUGGUUCCUGCGCGAGGGCCUGCUCUUCAUGGCGCUGGCCGCCUCCACCUUCAGCUUGCUCUUCACGGCGGGCGAGCGCUUCGCCACCAUGGUGCGGCCGGUGGCUGAGAACGGGGCCACCAAGAGGGGCCGCGUGUGCAGCUUCAUCGGACUCUGCUGGCUGCUGGCAGCCCUGCUGGGCCUGCUGCCUCUGCUGGGAUGGAACUGCGUCUGCGCCUUCCAGCGCUGCUCCAGCCUGCUCCCGCUCUACUCCAAGGGCUACAUCCUCUUCUGCGUGGUGGUCUUCGCCUGCAUCCUGGCCACCAUCAUGGUGCUCUACGGGGCCAUCUUCCGAGUGGUGCGCUCCAACGGGCAGAAGGCCCCGUGCACCCCGGCCCGCCGCAAGGCUCAGCGGCUGCUCAAGACGGUGCUUAUGAUCCUGGUGGCUUUCGUGGUGUGCUGGGGCCCGCUCUUCGGCCUGCUGCUGGCCGACAUCUUUGGCUCCAACGUCUGGGCUCAGGAGUACCUGCGGGGCAUGGACUGGAUCCUGGCGCUGGCCGUGCUCAACUCCGCGGUCAACCCGGUCAUCUACUCCUUCCGCAGCCGGGAGGUGUGCCGGGCCGUGCUGGGCUUCCUCUGCUGUGCGUGUCUCCGGUUGGGACUGCGAGGGCCUGGGGACUGCCUGGCCCGGGCUGCCGAGGCCCAAUCCGUCGCCUCCACCACCGACAGCUCGCUGAGGCCGAGGGACAGCUUUCGGGGCUCCCGCUCGCACAGCUUCCGGAUGCGGGAGCCCCUGUCCAGUAUCUCCAGCGUACGGAGCAUCUGAGCCCACGGUUGGGGCAGUGGUCGAGCUGCCGGGUGCACGCCCGGGCGCGCAGGGAUGCAGCAGCAGGCAGGCUGGAUGCAGAGGAAGGAAGAGGGCAGCCGGGGGCAUGCGUCCCAGGGCCCUGCAGUCCUCCCCGAAGCCUCCUGAGGCUGCUGACGCCGAGUGGAUUUCCCACGGUCUCCGUGGGGCAGGAGGCAACAGGAGGAACAGAGAGCGCGCUGGAAUAGGGAUGAAUGGGUUUGCUGUGUACGCAGUCCCUGUCCUGUGAGAUUCUGAGGAAAUCCCAGCCCCACAGUGGGCCUCAGUGGGGCUCCCAGGCUGCCAGGGCUAGGCUGGGUAGGGGGGUGUCUAUGCCCCGGCAACGCGAGAGUUCAAUGAUGGGAUGAGAUGCUGCAGCCCCUUAUUCACAUGUGGCAUCAGGGUGAUGGGAUGAGGGCUGUGGGUCUGCUGGAGCUGUGCCUGCAGCCCAGGGAGGGCCACGACACCCGCCCCUUCCUGUUCACUUCCCCUUUCCCUGCCCUAUCUCUCAUCUUGGGUCCUGGGUGGCCUCCUUCCCCCACCUCUGGCCUCUGCAUCUCUUGGAACUCAGUCUGGAGACCAGCAGAGGGGGAGCCGACUGGCCCUCCUGACCUCGGGGAAAUCUCACCCACUUCUCCCUUUGGCACUACCUGCCUCUUCCUUCCCCAUCUGUGAAAUGGGCCUAUAGCAGACGGAACCCACCGCGGGAGGCGGUCGGUACUGGCUCAGUGUUUUUGCCAUGGCGCGUGGCAUCAGUGUGUUGACAAAACAUUCAGCGACGGUGGAAAUGUUCUACAUCUGUGCUGCCAGUGUGGGACCCUCACGUGGCUACUGAGCCCUCGAUAAGUGGCCUGUGCGACUGAAGACUGAACUUGGAAUUCCUUUGCAUUUAGACAGUUCAUAGGACUUGCGGCAAUGGUAUGGGACAGCGCCGCAGGGGUCCAUCCUCCGGAUGUAGCCACCUUUGGCUGGUAGAAAGUGCUCUCUUUCCAUCUUCCUAGCCAAGAAAGUGUCCGCAGGUCUUUCUGCCUCCGUCUUGCCAAGUUCUUGGGUCAGCAUCCCGUCUGCCACUCUGGAUGGGAUAGCUCCGUUCUGAGCCUCCAUUUCUCCCCUGCAGGAUGGGGGAUGCGGCGAUGGGAAACUGUUUACUGCGCUGUUUCAAUAAAGCAGCCAUUAGCCACACGUGGGUACGUAAAAUUAAUUAAAAUGAAUUUUUAAAAUUCA